Messenger RNA from Mercurialis annua (annual mercury), 1641 nucleotides. RefSeq names its product protein FAR1-RELATED SEQUENCE 5-like. Bases 1 to 1641 code for a protein of 546 amino acids. Lineage: Eukaryota; Viridiplantae; Streptophyta; Magnoliopsida; Malpighiales; Euphorbiaceae. The transcript has 3 exons. Gene Ontology annotation, biological process: regulation of DNA-templated transcription. Gene Ontology annotation, molecular function: zinc ion binding. The record is from RefSeq and is a predicted model, not a curated record.
AUGGAUAUCGAGGUGCCAUGUGUUGGUAAAAAAUUUGACGGUAAAGAGAGUGCAUAUACUUUUUAUAAAAGUUAUGCUCAUAAAUUGGGAUUCAGUGUGAGAUUAAAAUAUUUGAAGCGUGUUAAUGGACAGAUAAAAAGAAGAACUUUUUGUUGUUCAAAACAAGGUCAGAAAGGUGUUGAUAAAAGGUGCGAACAAGUGAAAUUUGAGCAUCAAAGUUCCCGAGUAAAUUGUUUGGCACAAAUGACUUGUCAACUCAAAUCGGACGGUAUGUUUGAAGUUGUUUCUUUUAAGGCAGAUCAUAGCCAUGAACUUACUCCUACACCAAUGAAACAUAUAUUAAGAUCACAAAGACAAAUUACACCAGCUCAUAAAGCUGUCGCUGAUGAUGCUGCAAAGGCUGAAUUAUCUGUUAGAUCCACUAUUAAUUUAUUGACUACACAAAGUGGAGGUCGUGAAUUUAAAGAAUUUUUGGACGGUGAUUUUAGAAAUUAUAUAUCUGCCAAGCGUAGAAUAGAGAUGAUUAAGGGAGAUGGUCAUGCUAUUAUGGAAUAUUUUCAUAAAAUGCAAUUACAAGAUCCUUCUUAUUUCUAUUUGGUGCAACUUGAUGAUGAUAAUUCUAUAUUAAAUGUGUUCUGGGCAGAUGACAGAUCAAUUAUUGAUUACCAACACUUUGGAGAUGUUGUAUGUUUCGAUACAACUUAUAGAACAAAUGAGUAUGCUAGGCCGUUUGCUCCAUUUGUUGGUGUUAAUCAACAUAACAAAAGUAUUAUUUUUGGUACAGCUUUGCUAUAUGAUGAAACGAUAUCAUCUUUUAAAUGGUUGUUUGAGACUUUUCUUAGUGCAAUGUCCGGAAAACAACCUGUGACGAUAUUUACAGUUCAAUGUGCAGCGAUGGCCAAAGCAAUUGAGGAGCUCAUGUUAAGAAAAAAAUGGGCUAUGGUAUACGGACGUCAUAUGUUUACAACUGAUAUGAAGAUCACUCAACGGAGUGAAUCAAUGAAUAGUGUUCUAAAGAAAUACUUGGAUGCAAAAAAUAACUUUAUGCACUUUUUUGAUAAUUAUAGCAGGUUGCUAUCAGAUAGACGGUAUGAUGAGUUGUUAACAGAAUUUAAAAUGAGAGAAAGGGUUCUAGUUUUACAGGUUAAUGUUGAGAUGUUAAGGCAUGCUUCAAAAAUAUACACUCCUGCUGUAUAUAAAAUGUUCCAAGAUGAGUAUAUGAAGGUUUUGGAUUGUGUUAUGCACAGAGUUGACAAAUCUGAAUUUGUUACUAGUUACAAGGUUCAAUGUGGUAAAAAGGAUCAAGAACACUUGGUUUCUUUAGAAAUGUCAACAAGAACUGUUAAGUGUAGUUGUAUGAAAUUUACUUUAGUAAGGAUUUUAUGCGCGCAUGCUCUGAAAGUUCUUGAUAAAAAAAAUAUCAAACAGAUUCUGCCACAGUACAUCAUGAAGAGAUGGACAAGAGAUGUAAAAUUUGGAACGAUUAAGGACAAUUAUAGUAUUGGGGUUGGAAGUAUUCCGCAAGAGUUGAUAAGAAAAAGAUAUUCAUCUCUAAGUCAUAAUUUUCGAGAAAUAUUAACACUUGCAUCAGAAAGUGAGAAUAUGUAUGAAUAUGCAUGUGAAUAUUUCAAAAAUUAUUGA